Messenger RNA from Mus musculus (house mouse), 1497 nucleotides. RefSeq names its product glutamine amidotransferase like class 1 domain containing 1 (gene Gatd1). The record is from RefSeq and is marked validated. Gene Ontology annotation, cellular component: extracellular region; early endosome. The transcript has 8 exons. NCBI's taxonomy places the organism in Eukaryota, Metazoa, Chordata, Mammalia, Rodentia, Muridae. Bases 61 to 723 code for a protein of 220 amino acids.
UCUGCAGGCGAGCCCCGCCCCGCCCCAUCCCUCGCACAAAUAUCCGCCUGGGCUGUAGCCAUGGCGUCCGAGCGGCUGCCAAGCAGGCCUGCGUGUCUCCUGGUGGCCAGCGGCGCUUCCGAAGGUGUGUCAGCCCAGUCCUUCGUCCACUGUUUCACACUGGCCAGUGCUGCCUUCAACCUACAGGUGGCCACCCCAGGGGGAAAGGCCAUUGACUUUGUGGAUGUGACUGAGAGCAAUGCCCGAUGGGUACAAGACUUCCGCCUCAAGGCAUACGCCAGUCCUGCUAAGCUUGAGUCCAUAGAUGGUGCCCGGUACCAUGCCCUCCUGAUUCCCAGCUGUCCUGGCGCCCUGACAGAUCUUGCCAGCAGUGGGUCCCUGGCUCGAAUACUGCAGCACUUCCGCUCUGAGAGCAAACCCAUCUGCGCCAUUGGCCAUGGUGUUGCUGCCCUGUGCUGUGCUACCAAUGAAGAUAGGUCCUGGGUGUUCCAGGGCUACAGUCUGACAGGGCCUUCAGUGUACGAGCUCAUCAGAGCACCUGGCUUUGCCCGCCUACCAUUGAUCGUUGAGGACUUUGUGAAGGACUCUGGUGCUGGCUUCAGUGCCAGUGAGCCCGACGCUGUGCACGUGGUGCUGGACCGCCAUCUGGUCACUGGCCAGAACGCUAACUCCACAGUUCCUGCUGUCCAGAACCUGCUCUUCCUCUGCGGCAGCCGGAAGUAAGCUUGGAUGCAGUCCUGGUGGCCUAGAGACAAGGACUGAACUCACCAUGGUCUCCUGUACUGACACUCGAUGGGACACUCAAGCCUCCAUCAGGACCUUGUGGAAUGCUGGAAGCCUCCAGGGAUUAAUACUUGUGGACUGUCAGUCCUAAUGUAGACUAGGCACCCUUUCCUCCAUCCCAGCACAGUGUCUUGGCUGGCCAGGCAGUCCCUGAGAACUCCAGAUUGACGAUUCCAAGAAGAAUUGCCCACGGGAUGUAGUCAGCUGUGGGGUCUCAGGAUGGGGCGUUACUCUUCUGUGGGCUUUCGGCUAUUUCUGUCCCUUCCACUGUUCAUGGGAAUCGUGUGGAUGGACCACAGGCUGGAGCUUGCUAUGAACUUCCUUUCUCGUCUUUCCUUUUUUUUUUUUUUUUUUAAAAAACUUGUUUAUUUUUAUAUUUCCUAUGCAAUGGUGUUUUGUUUGAGCAUAUGUCUUUAUGAGGGUGUUGGAUACCCUGGAACUAGAGGUACAGACAGUUGUGAGCUGCCGCUUGGGUGCUCAAAAUUGAACCCAGGUCUUCUGGAAGAGCAGUCAGUGCUCUUAACCAUUGAGCCAUCUCUCCAGCCUCCCCUAUCCCCUCCCCCUUUUUUGAGACAGGGUUUCUCUGUGGCCUUGCCUGUCCUAAAACUCACUCUGUAGACCAGGCUGGCCUGGACCUCAGAGAUCCACCGGCCUCUGCCUCUGCCUCCCGUAGGCUGUGAUUAAAGGCAUGUGCCAUCACCUGGCUGUGAACUC